GGUGGUGGAUGGAAUAAACAAAGUCUUAAAAGUGCAGAUGCAGACCGCAAACGGUGCGUAAAAACUGCAAAUUUGGUCCAUCAUUUCAGAAACCCAUCACCCUGCCUGAACCAAAUACAUGAAGCAUAUACUCUUUCUGCCUGCAACUAAACAUCAUCAUCCAUCCAUGAUUCGUCUUUUGCAUCUCCUCCUCUGCAUCCUCCUAGCUGCUUCCUUCAUUCUUAUAUUCUGUGAGUUUCUCAUCUAUUACUUUGUCGCUAUUCAUUGCUCUUGGCCAGAGCUGAUACCUCACGGCAAUGGAGAAGCGCAGAGACUCGAAGAGACCCAGUACGUUGAACCUCUGCAUGUCAUGUUCCUGUCAGACACUCAUCUGCUUGGGACGAGACAUGGGCAUUGGUUUGACAAGCUACGCAGAGAAUGGCAGAUGAAGCGUGCAUUCCAAACGGCUCUGACCGUCGCCAAUCCACAGGCUGUGUUUAUUCUUGGUGAUCUGACGGACGAAGGACAGUGGGCCAGUAAUCAGGAAUUUAGCGAUACAGUGAAUCGAUUCCACAAAAUGUUUCAAGUCCCAGAGGAUGUUGAGUUCCAUGUUGUCGUUGGCAACCAUGAUAUCGGAUUCCAUCAAUCUGUCACAAGAGAUAAAUUGAGACGCUUCCAGGAAGUCUUUGAAAUCCCACCAGUCAAGGUCCUCACAAUCAAAGGAGUAAACUUUGUCUUAGUGAACAGUAUGGCAAUGCAUGGUGAUGGUUGCUUUAUGUGCAGCCUUGCUAUGGAUCAACUUCUUGAGGCAUCGGAACAACUGAACUGCACUCGCUUUGGCUCACCGUCAGGAACGAAGGAAGAUAAUCAAGAAGCAAAAAACAGAUGUCAGAAGUACAAGACGCUACCAAAUAUAGCUCCGAUAUUACUACAGCAUUAUCCUCUGUACAGGUCAACGGAGGCUGUAUGUGAAGGACCAGACGCCCCCUCGCUGGAAGAACAAAAGGAAAAGAACAUAGAGAGAUAUGACGUCAUCUCUAAAAAGGCCUCCCAACAGUUAUUAUCGUGGAUUCGGCCCCGGAUGAUCCUGAGUGGCCACCGCCACCAUGGUUGCUACGUCCUUCAUCCUGGUGGUAUCCCUGAGCUUUCUGUUCCAUCGUUCAGCUGGAGGAAUCGUAACAACCCAAGUCUAAUCAUGGCCACGAUAACACCAAAGCGUUUGGAGUAUAACAAGUGUUUCAUACCCCAGGAGUCAACCGUUAUAAGCGUCUAUAUUUCCUUUGGCGUCCUGAUGCUGGUCUGGGUCGUCAUUCUGAUAUUCUACAAAUGUGGGAAGAGAUUCAAGAUUCAUGGGAUGUAAAUCCAUCUGAGAGUGGACCUCCAGUGUCUAAAGCUGUGUUCCCAUUGGAAUUUUUUUUUUUUUUUUUUUAAAGAGCCAAUAAAGGAUGAUCUCAAUAUUUCAACUUUUACCUUUUUAUGACCAAAUAGUCAUCGUAGAUACCGGUUAUAACCAUUUUACUCUCAAAAUUUGCAUUCAGU
Molecule: messenger RNA, 1518 nt
Organism: Asterias rubens (European starfish)
Lineage: Eukaryota; Metazoa; Echinodermata; Asteroidea; Forcipulatida; Asteriidae
Product: metallophosphoesterase 1-like
Exons: 9
Coding region: 119-1339 (406 amino acids)
Biological process (GO): GPI anchor biosynthetic process
Molecular function (GO): hydrolase activity
Source: RefSeq, a predicted model, not a curated record